GACCGGAGUCACCAUAUCCAAGAGCGAUUACGUGCGCGCCGAGAAUGUCUGGCAGCGGUUCUCCAUCCAAACCUUAGGCGACUACAGCGAUUUAUAUAUGAAGAUAGAUGUCUUGUUAUUGGCCGACAUUUUUGAAAAUUUUCGCGAUAGUAGCAUCAACAGUUAUGGAUUAGAUCCCGCGUAUUAUUAUACUUUGCCUGGUUUCACGUGGGAUGCCAUGCUGAAACACACGCGCGUAAAUUUCGAGCUGCUCACAGACAUCGACAUGGUCAUGUUUGUGGAACGCGGUAUACGCGGUGGUUUGAGCCAGUGCUCGAACAGGUACGCUCGAACCAAUAACAAGUACAUGCAGUCUUACGAUCCAUCGAAACCAUCCUCGUACCUGAUGUACUUUGAUGUUAAUAAUUUGUAUGGUUGGGCGAUGUGUCACCCACUUCCAUAUGCAAAUUUUCGAUGGAUCGAAGAUAUUACGAAUUUCGACGCGAGCGCAAUCGCUGCGGACCCAUCGACAGGUUACAUUCUCGAGGUCGAUCUCGAGUAUCCGCAGCAUCUUCACGACGCGCACAUUGACCUACCGUUCUGUCCAACGCGCGAUAAACCACCCGGCAAGCGGCAGGAUAAACUUCUCGCGACAGUGUAUGAUAAGAAGCGUUACGUCAUACACUAUCGCAACCUACAACAGUGCACGCGUCAUGGGCUUCGCGUGACAAAAAUACAUCGUAUAUUGGAGUUCUCGCAAUCUCCAUGGCUCCGCGAUUACAUCGAGCUUAAUACUCAGUUUAGAACACGUGCGACAAACGAUUUCGAAAAAAAUUUAUACAAAUUAAUGAACAACGCGGUAUUUGGCAAAACAAUGGAAAAUGUACGGAAUCAUGUCGACGUUAAACUUCUAACAAAGUGGGAUGGUCGUUACGGUGCGGAGGCGAUGAUUUCGAAACCAAAUUUUCAUAGUCGCAGCAUCUUUUCAGAAAAUUUAAUCGCCGUGGAAUUGCGAAAACUUGAAGUGAAAUUCAACAACCCAAUCUACGUGGGUAUGUGCAUCCUCGACAUAUCCAAGAUCUGCUUGUAUGAAUUUCACCAUGAAUACAUGCUGCCCCUGUACAGUGACAAGUGUAGAAUCAUGUAUACCGAUACCGACAGUCUCAUAUACCACGUCAAGUGCGAGGAUGUAUAUGAGACUGUGAAACGCGAUAUACACAGAUUCGACACGAGCAAUUAUCCGGUUGACAACGCGUAUGGCAUACCGAGUGUAAAUAAGAAAGUGCCUGGUCUAAUGAAGGACGAAAACAAUGGCGCGAUCAUGAUGGAAUUCGUGGGACUCAGAGCGAAAAUGUAUGCGUUGCGAGUCGAUGGUAAGAAGGAUACGAAGAAGGCGAAAGGUGUCAAAAGUAAUGUAGUAGCGCGAACAAUAUCUUUUGAUGAUUACACACAUUGUCUGCGAGACGAGAUCGAGAUGACGCGUCAGCAGUCGUGUAUUCGAUCUAAACUGCAUCAAGUUUACACUAUAGCCGAGACGAAAAUCGCUCUGAGUCCAUACGACGACAAACGAUACGUCAUGCCUGAUUCGACCGACACAUUACCAUGGGGACAUUACCAGAUACCUCUAUAAUAUAUUCACACCAUUAUUGUACAUUAUAGAAUA
This is a messenger RNA of Vollenhovia emeryi, 1642 nucleotides long. RefSeq lists its product as uncharacterized. Bases 98 to 1609 code for a protein of 503 amino acids. Gene Ontology annotation, biological process: DNA replication. The transcript has a single exon. The record is from RefSeq and is a predicted model, not a curated record. NCBI's taxonomy places the organism in Eukaryota, Metazoa, Arthropoda, Insecta, Hymenoptera, Formicidae. Gene Ontology annotation, molecular function: nucleotide binding; DNA binding; DNA-directed DNA polymerase activity.